Molecule: messenger RNA, 29719 nt
Organism: Paramuricea clavata
Lineage: Eukaryota; Metazoa; Cnidaria; Anthozoa; Malacalcyonacea; Plexauridae
Source: the annotation of a GenBank genome assembly
CAAAGCACUGACUGCAAAGUGUUCAUAAAACUUGCACAAACGAAAUUGAAAAUAUUUGCUGUAGAUGUCUUAGAAGGAGCAGGUCAAUCUUUGUCAAGUUUCAGUAAGGAGGAAUGUCAGCCAACUGUCAAGGUUAAUGAGGUAAGAGUCUGAGCAAAGUUUGGGACAAAUAUAGAUAAGAAUUUAUUGUUAGAUACCAAUGAUUUUAUUCUUGAUGUCCUGAUUGUAUCCAAACUCUGGUCAUUUUAUACCCAAACUCUGGUUAACUGAUCUGCAAGAUCAAUACUUGUCAUACUUGCAAGAUUCUGCAAGAUCAAUAUCUGCAAGAUAAGACCUAAUCAUUUAUUUUUAUUUUUUGUUCAUCUAUCAAUAAACCCAUAUAUGAUACUGUAAUGUCUGCCCAUUUCAAUGAACGUGUGGCAAAUUUUUGUCUGCCCUUAUUUUUUUGCGCCAGUACGCCAAAAAUAUUCACUUCACCUCUCUAUUAGCCAUUCCGAAGUUGAUGAGUGGACUGGGGACGAGUGUUAAAAAGUGCCCAAAUUAAGAAAUGAACUAUUAAUCACUAAAAAAAAACACCUCAAAAUUAGUAAGUAUACAAAGUUUGAAGACGUUUACAUGAAUACCCUUCGAAUAAUAAGCUUUCGAAAAUUAUGAAAUUACUGAUUAAAAGAUUGUUUUUGGCACGCGUCCCAACAGCCGUUUCGCUAUUUCUAUUUGGGUACGUAGCCGGUAUUCUAAAUUUUAGAAUGCAGGUAGUUCCCAUGCUAGGUAUAUACCUGAGCAUCCUAAUCCCAACCCCCAACCCGACCCUAACCUCUAACCCCUAGAACCUAACCCCUAAAACCUAACCCUUUCAUUUCUUAAUUUGGGCACUUUUUAACACUCGUCCCCAGUCCACUCAUCAACUUCGGAAUGGCUAAAUAUCAAUUACACAAGAUGUGGUCAUCACAGACAGAAGCUCGUGAUCGAUACACCAAUUCAUGCCCCAUGUGGAUGUAAGGGAAUCCAGAAUCCGACUUAAUAAGCUUUGCAAUCCGGAAUCCAAACAUCGGAGGAAUCCAGAAUCCUUAUCCUGGGCCAAUUUUCUGGAAUCCGGAAAUCCAUGACCGAUCUGGAAUCCAAGGAGUGGAAUCCGGAAUCCAAGGAGUGCAUUGGAUUACCUUACGUGUGACGUGCUCGACGUUAGUUUUUUGGUGACAGAGAAAAAAAGGGGGACCCAGAGAAAAACCCUGGCUGCACAUGAGAGUUAUGAGAGAACCAAAUAACUAAAUUCUACUUCACCCAACUUAAAUAAAUACCUAAAAUCUCGACCUGCAGCAUUAAACCCGAGGAGCAGCGCAAACCGCAUCCCAUGCAGUGCGUUAUCGUGUACGUUGAUUGUGUCUCGGACAUUCGAUUUUGCUAUAGAAGUGUGGAUACGAGUGAAAAUCAAAAGCGACAAUCCACUCCAAAAAGUGGGGGGGGGGGGAGACGAUGUCGACCAAUGGACGUAAUUUAUUAUAGAUUAUAGAUUAUAUUACGAAUCUCCUCCCCCCCCCCCAGGAUUGACACCCUUGGUAAAACUACGAGUGGAUAUAGGAUCGGUUCCUACUUUUUCUCGGCGAACUUUUUACUGGCUAACUAAUCACGUUGAUACUUGCUAAAUUUGUUUCUCAAUUUGCUUCUCGCGAACAAUUCGUCCAAUGAAAAUGAAUUUUUUGAAUUUGCUUUGCGUGAACUGCGUAAUUCGGAAUCUUAAGAGUUAAAACGGUUGCGUCACCCGAAAUAAAAAUAUCUGCGGAUAGUAAAAUUUGAAUGCUGGGUCCGGUGGAUAAAAUUUGAAUGCUGGGUCCGGUGGAUAAGUGAGCAUACAUAUAGUUACCCAAUUCAAGAGCAAAAGUAAAAUUUCAGUUGAACAAUUCUCUUCCUUGAGAUCCAUGAGAUUUGUGGAAAAAAGGCUAGUCCGCUGUCACCACUGCCUUCCAGUUGAUUUUACCGAGUACAAAUCCUCCGAAAAGCUUAUGAAAACGUUAAAUUUUUCUCUGUUGGUGCUGUUCUUGCUUCAUUAUGAAUUCAUUUUUGCUCCCAUGAGAGUUCCGUGGAAUUUCCAUGGAAUUUGUGCUUUCGAGUUGUUUGUGCUGAAACGCAUUCUCUCGUAUAAUACCCCGUACACUUUGAAAUGGCGAUGCCACAAUUUACUCCGCAGUAGAGAGCUUUUAUGCAUGGUAUCAGAGUUCCUCCGUAGCAACAACAUAAACUUGGUUGGCCAAAGUUUUACGAAAGAAUAUCCAGAUGUACGAUGCCCUUCACGUAUUCGGACGCACAAAUUCCAUGGAAAUUCCAUGGAACUCUCAUGGGAAUAAAAAUGAAUUCAUAAUGAAGCAAGAACAGCACCAACAGAGAAAAAUGUAACGUUUCAUAGGCUUUUCGGAGGAUUUGUACUCGGUAAAAUCCUGCCGAAAUUUUAUCAUAAUAUAAAUGCAACAAAUAGCGAACUUUUCAUACAUGAACUCAAAUAAAGAAUACCGUUUGUCAUUUCCGUGCGCAAGCCACUUUUAGGGGAGCAAAAGUUGACCACCCCCUGGAUAGCAAAAUUUACUAUUUUCAAAAUUUUUUAUAUUUUCCAUAAUUUAAGAACUCAAGCAAUCCAUAUAUAUCAACAAUUACAUUUCAUUAACAGAAUUGUGGAAUUGAGAGCAAUUUCAAAAUUGUCUUACUUUUUUUGAUACACCCUGUAUAAUAAUGUAUAUUAAUUGUUGAAAUGUAUUGUCUAAUGAGAAGUGUGGCAUUAUGAAAAAAAUAAUAAGGUGUUUGAGAACAGUCUUCAGCAUGGCUUUGGGUGUUAUGUAAUUAUUUCAUUUUUCAUGUUUCCGAUCUAGACGCCUGGGUUAAAUUCUGGAAGUGAAAUUGAUAAAUUCAAUACUCUCUGUGAUGGUGUAUUAACUGCUCAUUCUUUGUUUGAUCUUUACUUAACUGAGGUAGGAUGCAACUUAUGCGAUAUCUUUAGUCAUCAUGAUCAGUAUAAAAAACUUGUUCACUUAAAGAUAAACAGAUGAUGUCAAAACCUUAUAGUCAUAUAUAGGGCAAUGCAACGUACGUCAAUCAUUUCACUGUCGAUUGGCGCGCCAAAAAAACGAGUAUGUUAUUCGAGAAAAUCCGGCAGCAGAUUUCGACAGGGCCGCCGAGAGGUUGGCGGGGGCCCGGGACAAAUUUUUUUUAUUUCAAACAAUAGAUUAUGAAGCUUAAUGAGGUUUAUCAUCUCAUUAAUCAUUAUUUGUCUUAAUUGCAUUCGACGCGACCAAAAUUCGAUGUAUAACAUCAACUUUAAUUAGGGAGCAAGAUUGUUGUAGUCGACUUCCAUGGGGGUAAAAAUUAUACAAAUUACACGGUGUAACUUCAAGGACUGGACGCAUGAAAAUCUGUUUGAAGUAAUUUCUCUGAAUCUCAUCAUAAAUGUAAAUACUUCCGUGUGUCUGAUGUUGAUAAGCAUGCGCGUGCUUGUUGCAGUCUGCCUCUCGAGUUUUAUUUGAAACCACUUUGAUAGGCAGACGUCAUGGAGCAAGUCUAGUUGCACCACUCCAUAUAAUAUAAGCAUAGGCAGACCAACAAAUAUAUGUUCGCCUGACUUUAUGUAUGUAGCUGCAUACAUGAUGAGCUACACAAUAAAUCGCUUGCUAGUUGCUAGCAAAGUCAGGCGAACGUUAUUUUUAACUCAUUUUUAUUUGCAUAUACAUAUCAUUUGCUGGGCUGCUUAUGAUGUAAGCGCUGUGGUCAAUUUACAGCCUGGUUAUGAAAUUACUUAUUUUGAAAAUCUUUUUCAUAUUUAUAGAUGCUUACAAUAAAGGACGAAUUACUAAAGGUUUGCAAAGAUUCUGUUGUUAGUAUAGUUUCGUUAUGAUUCAUGAGAGGUUGCGUGCGGUGUGAUUAUAAAACAGGAGAAGCGGUGUUUUACAAUAUAUUAAGCGCGUAUUACAGUGAUGCACAUGGAAAUUCACCGAUAUUCCGAUAACCGAUAUUGAUGACCGAUAUUUUGCCGAUGUACCUAUACCGAUAUUUUAUGACUAUGUCAUUUCACAAAAUUCAAAGAUGACAUCAUGACAGUUCUACUUUAACACUUUUGAAUUUAAUUCAAUUUGUUUGUUUCAAAUGCUGAAAAUAUCAAAUAAAAUACUGCAAAUGCUUGAAAUAAAAAUAACUAUUGAACUGCAACUAUAACCAUGCAAUCAAUCAUUAUUAUCAUUCACUUUAUAGUAUUCUCAAUUUUGAUUGGUUAAUUUACCUGCAAAUAACUGCGUGCAAAUAAUAGUCUGAGCAUGCGCCUUUGUUAAAAACGUUGCUCAGCUACAAGUAAUAGUCUGAGCAUGCGCAUUGCCUUCAAUUUUUGUAAACAAUGGCGGCUCGGUUUGCUGAACCAAAGAUUAAGUAUAUACUUAAUCUUUGGCUGAACUUUCGGAAAAUGAGUUAUCUUGCGUAAGCAAGAAAAAAACGCCGAAAAUAAAAAGAGAUAGAUCAAGAUAAAUCAAAGAUAAAUCAACAAGACGAUCAAGUUGGCUCAAAAGAAACUCUUGCCAACGUCCUUUGCAAGUUUUAUGAAUUAUGCAGAAGCAAGAAAGAGAGACGGCGAACUUAUAUAUUAAACGAAAGAUAAAAUGAAGCUUUAUAAGUGAACUAAAACAAUUAUUGAACUCGGUUCUCGCGAAAUAUCGUGAUUUGUCGGUGGCUCGCAGAUCAAUUAUUUGCCUCUGCCUUCGGCAUCGGCAAAUAAUUGAUCUGCUCGCCACCGACAAAUCACAAUAUUUUGCUCAACCUCGUCCAAUAAUUGAUAAAUAUUUAAUAACAGUUUGUAAUAUCGGUAAUAUCAACAACAAAAUUACCGAUACCGAUAUUUCUAUUUUAGUUGAUAUCACUAAAGCGUUACUGCAUAUUAUCCAGCACUGACGCAUUUAGGAUUUAUAUUCUCGGUUAUAAGCAAUCUUGUAUCAAGAAAUUUUAAGAGCCUUCGUUGCUUUCGGGACCCCUUUUGGGUUGUGGGGGCCCGGGAAAAUGCCCCGCACACUCGGCGGCACAGCAAAAAGUUGUUUGUUGUGCAAUAUCAACCUGUUGUCAAAUUGGUGGCAGCGGUGCGCGGUGGAUUUACAUGCAUGGGCAUUCCGAAACAGAUCACAACUCAUGAAAAGGGUUAUGACUACUCUUUUUAAUAUUCAAGAUGUUGGGGUUUUUUUGUAGUUCGUGAAAAUUGUCCAACGCUGCCUACACUUUGGAACCCAACAUAAUUAUACUCAACAUUACAUGUAUAUGAUCGACACCUGUUCGGCAGACAAUAUCAGUAUAGUCUAUAGACAAUAUCAUUUUAGCUGCUUUUAAUAUAUAUUUAUUUUUCUCCUAGUGUUAUUAAUUAUUAAAUAUAUAGUUUAAUUAUGGUAUUUUAUAAUUGUUAUUAGUAUAAUUUCAGUAUUGAAAAAUGGCCUUUGAGCAUUCUGACUGGCUCCCUCAGCAGUUACUCUGAGGCAAUAGUUACAGCUCGGACUGCUCUGAGCAGUAACUAUUGCUUUCUCCAAAAAAAAUGGCUGAAAAUCAGACGGAAGUAAAUUAUAUAUGCAAAUUAUAUUCAUAAAAUAAACACGUGCAUUAGUUGUGUUAAUGUGUUUAUAUAUAAAACUUUUUCAAUACUGAAAUUAUACUAAAACGAUUAGUAUAAUGUACUGUUUAGAAAACGAGCAGGAGUGUUUUAUUAGGUUUAAAGACACGAGCGCGCAGCACGAGUGGCUUUAGACCUAAUAAAACACGACCUGCGAGUUUAUUAAACGGCUUCAAACACGACUACAAAUUCAAUAGAUACUACCUUAUUAGUAUUCUUUAUAUAAAGAAUACUAAUGAGGACACGACUACAAUAGAUACUGCCUUAUUAGUAUUCUUUAUAUAAAAAAUACUAAUUAGGAGUGUUUUAUCAGAUUUAAACUGAACCACUGCACGUGACAUAUUAUGCAUGGUUGACAUGAUUUGCCAAUAAGCUUAUGAAUUAUUAAUGAAUGUUAAAUAACUGAUGAAAGUCCAGCAAAUUUCACGUUGCAUAUCUUUUUCUUUGUCUAGCAUUCGUUGCCCUCGAAUCUUUUGAUCAACCUCACAUUAACAUGUUCCAAACUGUAUAGAAGGUACUUGUAAUAAAAUGGCAGAGUUCAGUGUUACAGACAGCGAUGGCGACCAUGAAAGUGUGGGAACUAUAAAAUCUCUCUAUUGUAGUUUUGCCACCAUGUACAAGACUACCACUUAAUUCUAAUGAAACUAAUCUGAAAACGAGUUUGGACAAUUCCUUAAGAUAUUUUGUUGACCACCAUCUGCACCUAUUGAACAAUAGUUGUAGUAUAGCAAUAACGUUUUACUCCCGGUGCUGUGCUGACCGAUGUUUUGUACUGGGUUGUUCAAUAAGGUUGUAAUAUUGUAAGGUUGUAAUCAAUGAGUCUGAUGAGAAGCUGGGGGAAGAAAGUGUAGUGGCCGUUAUAUGAAAUAAUACAUCAACACAUGUUCUCUUCACUCUUGCAUGUAUACAUGAUUUCAGCACUGUAAAACUGGAAUCGAUAUUUUUUGUUCAUGCAUGCUUGUAUCUCUAAAGGAUAUCAUUAAUAUUCUAGUGCAUCUGACCUCAGUACUCCAACAAGUGAACUAGUGCGUCUUGUGAGAUUGUACUCAGCACAGUGGGAAGCAAAGAGCAAUAUAUUAAAAAAAAUUCACGAUGAUUACGAAAGGUAAGUAAUGUUGUAUAGUUGAUGAGAAAAAACGCGAUCCAUUAUCCAAUUAUAAUAAUGUCCUAUAAUUGACACAGAAUAAAAUAGUGGAAAAGGAAAUUUUUCACAGGACGUGCAUCUACUUAAUAAUUGUUAAGCAAUACAAUGCAUAGAGCAUAAGCGGCGUGUUAUGUAAGAUAUUUAGUCAAACACGAGCCGAAGUUGAGCUUGUACUUCGUCGUGAUGAAAAUGGUCAUAUCCGACAACAAAAUAUCAUUCAUGAUCAUGUCUUCCACGACGAGACACAAGUGAUAUUUGAUGAUAAUAAGUUCAUGUAAAAAACGGCGGAUUUUCUAUCAUAUUGUGUAUAUAAAAGCUCAUUCAUUGUCAUGAUUCCUUUGUGAUUUUGCAUUCAUGUGAAUUAUUAAAGAAAAUUAAAAUGUCUUUACUUCGCUACCAAUAUUUUACUUUUAGCAAACAAAGGCGGUUAGAUAUUGCUUUAAAGAAGCUUGAACUAGUCGGUGUAGCGGUGGGUUCUUAAUUUUAUUUUUAUCUAAUACUCACUUUGCAAACAUGCUUUGAGGUGCAUGUUGCAAUUACGUAGUUUUGUUUUGUUCAGUCUGAAAGAAUGGAGAAGGAAAAGAGAAUCAGAAAUUGGGAGAAAAUAUAUUCGAAAGUUAUGGUUAGUACAAAUAGAAGGCGUGUAGAACCCGAAGACUAAAGGGAGCUGUGAUUAUAGUGCCAUGAUUUCACCCUUGGCGUAUGUUUUUCAUAGAGUGCUAAGAGUCACGGUCACAGAUGGAAGUUUUUGAUUGGAUCGUUGAAAGAGAAAGCAAAAACAGGGUAACAAAAAUUAGGCAGUCUGGUGCAUGCAGAUGUCUGUAUAGACUUGGUUCAAGUCCGUCUCAGGAGAAAAGUAGGGAGAGACGGACUUGGGACAUUCGCAGCAUUUCAAAUGUUACUUGCAAAAAUUGGCGCGAAAAUUUGUUGUCGUUCUCAAUUGGCAAGCCACGCCUCCGUAGGAAAAAUCCGACGGUAAAAUUUGGCGCGCUUGCAGGGUAUCCAAGUCCGUCUCUCCCUACUUUUCUCUCAUAUUUUUCGCGCCUUUUUUGACCGCUCGCGUGCAUCGCUAUUUUCAACCCCUUGAGAGACGGACUUGAACCUAGUCUGAUGUCUGUAUAGUUAUGUAAUAUUUCAAAUCCGACAAUGAGGACUGGACUUUCAAGUCCGCGCAAUUUGAUCAAGUGUGAGAUGAAGCCGAGGACUGGAUCAAAAUGCGAGGAAUCUAGUCCAGUCCGAAUUGGAGGAUUUGAGUUGACAUCUCAUACGAAUAAAUCACUAUACUUAAAGUGAGGUGAAUUACUACAAUUUUGAUCCAGUCCAAGGACUGAAUUAAUUUUGAUCAUGUCCUCGGACUGGAUCAGUAUACUUCACCAGAUAUCCAGUAUUAUCAUGUGAGCAAAAUAAAGCAAUAUGACUGGCUAAUUUAGUCAUGAAUUAUUAAUGCGUUUGAGAUGUAAUAUAUAAACAACGAGAGCGCGAAGCGCGAGUGUUUUCAUACAUUGUUUUCGAGUGUUUGGAUAUCCCAGUGAGACACGAGCUCGAGUUGUUUAUAUGGCUUCUCAAAUGAAUCGAGACGUAACAGAAUGUUUUCGUUUGCUGAUUUGAAUAGAAUUCGUAACCAAGCAUAACGUAAUUAGGAAUUCUAUUCAAGUAAUUUUGCAUGCGUAAUUAAGAUAUUCAGUGAUGAAAACACUAGUGAGUAGUGACUUUCAUCAAGUUUCACCGGGUUAUCCAAAUGAUAUCUUGUGAUCAAAUAGGUGAUUAUCAUUGGCUGAAUUGCUCAUGAAUUAUUAAUGAUUUUGAGAAAAUUAAUUAUUGUUUGGUACAUCAGGAAUAGUCUGAAUCCAGUACAUGUUAUCAUGACCAAUUAUAUAGUAGUUUUUUUACACAGCUUGUUUGUAUUUUCUAUUAUUUGUUUGUAUUUUUAAUCAUGCAAUAACUAAAACUUGUAGUUGGUAGCUAAUGGGAAUUAUAUCCAUCUGCAUCUUGUUGAUAUAGAAAAACAAUCUUUUUAAUAUGUUUAAUGUUGUUCUUUUUAGAGAUAUUCUUUCCAUACCAUAUCCCUCAAGUUCCCCAAAUGAUGCGGAGGUUGUUGGUAUGUUCAAUUUGAAACAACGCAUGCGCUGUUCACGCAUAUUGAACAUCACAAACGUUUUUUAGAUUAUUUUAAUCGUGUAUUAUUUCUUAUAUUAAUAAAAUGUUUAGAUUCUAAAGCAGAACCCAUCAUUCCGCGUCAUCACCGCAGAAAUGUGCAAAGAUUGAGACAUCAAACUUUAUUAAAACGUGAAGCUCGUAACAGUCGAAGUAGUAGAGCACACGAUGACCUAAACGAGGUUAGUGCGUUAUGGUUGUUUUUCUAACUACAGCUCACGUUUCUCAGGUAGAAAAACCACAACUCAUCUUAGCACUUGAAGCUACUUGAUCUAUAUAAAUAUAAUGAUUUAAUUAGAGCAUACAAACGCGGAUGACCGGCUAACCUCCUGACCGAUAGCCUGCGAGCAGCCCGAGGCUGCGGGCAGGCUACCUCCUGGUGGAGAUAAUUAAAACUUCUGGUUUUCCUUUAGUUGCAGGACAGUCGGGAAGAAAGUGAAAUAUCUUCUGAAGAGGAUCCUCUGACUUUGUCUCGAAUGAGAAAAACUAGUAACCAUGAAACAAAACCUAGUUUUGUAGCAUCAAGGUAUGUUCGUGACUUAAUCUCCUUAUGCCAAUAGUUAAGUUACUGUUCCCAGAUAAGGCGUCAGGUCUGGCCUACCAGCGACCAAGUUGGUUGAAUCUCUAAUGUAAACGGGUUUUUUCGUUUUGUUAGAUUUAAAUCCAAGUAUCCUUUUGAUACAGAAACAGGUGUGUGCUCAAAUUUUCACCCUUAUUCCCCCGUUAAUAAUGUAUAAAGCUAUAAGCAAUGUGACAGGCAGGUACAAAAAGCAAGAGGCCAUGUUUCAGCAUUGUGUGGCAAGCAAAAGACUUUAACCAAAUUUCACGAUUUUGUUGGCAUCUCACUCGAUUGAAUAAUAGUUGAGGGUAUUGUAGACGGAAAUUAUCAAGUGGAAAUUUAUAUACAUUUAUUAGACCUAACCAUGCAGGAACAGCUUCAAAAAAGGAAACUAUAGGUUUCUGGUGUUACGUACUCAGGUGAAUAUGAUGUUUGUGACUCUGAGUGUAUAUCCACACCGGGCGAGCUUGAAAAAUAUGCCCGGCUACGGUGGGAAUCGAACCUACGACCUUUGGAAUACUAGCCCAAUGCUCUGCCAACUGAGCUACGCGGUUAGGUCGGUUCGAGUAUGCGAUAUUUCGGAACUGAGUCUAGUUCCUUCGAUAUCAGUGUAAUCUAAUAAUCAUGAUAUUUGCUGUGUUGGUGUAAUGUACUCAGGUGAAUAUGAUGUUUGUGAUGUUACUCUGAGUGUAUAUCCACACCGGGCAAGCUUGAAAAAUAUGCCUGACCACGGUGGGAAUCGAACCUACGACAUUUGGAAUACUAGCCCAAUGCUCUGCCAACUGAGAUACGCGGUCAGGUCGGUUCGAGUAAGUGAUAUUUCGGAACUGAGUCUAGUUCCUUCGAUAUCAGUGUAAUCUAAUAAUCAUGAUUUUUGCGCUACAUACCAUGUAGGUUUCUGGCAGGAAUCGAAUCUGACGCCCUGCGUUUUCGGUUGCAGCGCUCUAAAGCAGCUAUUCCUGGUUAGGUCUAAUAAAUGUAUAUAAAUUUUCGCCUGCUAAUUUCCAUCUACAAGACCCUUCAACUAUAACCAAAUUUGCAUCUUUCCAUGAGCAGAGAAAACCAUAAAAUAAUAUUUUGAAAGCUUUUUUAAUUUUUUUGUAAAGGUCAAUCUCGAAGGUUUAGAUCAGAGCGAGUAGAAAGUCCAACUGGCAUACGAAAUGCCAACAUUCGAAGAACUCCAAAUCGAAGGUUUCUCAAGGUAAGAAUAAAGAUUAGAUAUUUUUAACUGCAUUUCGACGAAAGGGUUCUGCAUUUCGACGGAAGGAGUCUUUACUACACUUGUUUCGUUGUGGUUGUGCCUUCGAUUUGGUAUUGAUGUCCUUUUCUGUUUUGAAUAAGUUACUAUUUUAUUUGCUGUACUUGUAAUUACUGGAAAACCGUAUAAUUACUCAUCUCUAAUAUUUUAGCAAAAAAAUGUUUCAUUCUUUGAUGAAUCACCAGAAGUUAACAAACCGUGCGCAAAGGAAGAUAAGAGUGUGGGGACUGGGGAGACUGAAUAUGAUAGGUAAGAAUUGGAAUAUACCUAAUUAGCUAACGUAUGUUUAUGCAUGAUGUCGCCAUCGAAUCCACUUAAUCACCAUAAACAUCUGAACAUGCAUUCAAAUUUCGCGUACAGCAGAGAUGCCUUAAUUCAUUUGUCAUUGUCCCUUCAUCACAGGUUGUCGUUGACAUGCUAUGUAUGUUUAUUUUAGAUUCCUGCACGUGCGGAUAUACAAACCUGAAUGCAAGUUAGGUAUGUUUGCUUUUAAAAUCUUUUAGUGGUGGGUUAUCAGCAUGGGCCACGAUGUUGAUACGUAUAUAUAGUCGUUAAGUUUUCGUUCCUUUGAGAAAUGCAGUAUAUUGUCGUCUACCCUUGAUGUUGUCAUUGUUGUUAUUUUGGUUAUGUUGUUGUUGUUGUUGUUGUUGUUGUUGUUGUUGUUGUUGUUGUUGUUGUUGUUGUUGUCGCUAUUGUUGUUGUUGUUCACUCGUUGUUCCCAACGAUUUUUUUGCCAUUUUAAAUGUUUGUCUAGUUCCGGAGCCAAAAUGUACGAUAUGCCUUGGUGAGCAAGUAUUUAGCAGCGAAAUUUACAGCAACAAUGAAAAUGCCACGACCACAUCAGACGUUAACAAAUCGUCUCAAAAUGCUGAACAAAAUAAGUGAGUCUUUUUUAUCUCACGUUUAAUUCACUGCCGAAAUUACUGCAUGUACAAUUGUCCAGAUUAUUUGCAAUCCUAUCGAGCGUUUGCACUCAUUUCCCAGGGAACAACUGUUCAACAAAAGCCAUGGCGGCCAAUGCCAUGUUGGUGUUCCAGACAAAAGAGUCUAAUUAAAAUUCUUUUGAAUUUGAACACCAACAUGGCGGCUGUGACGUCAUGUGCAAACGCUCUAUAGUCUAUAUCAUUCAUGGUUCAUGCUUCCUGAGUAAAAGCACCAUUAAAUUUAAGCCCUAAAUUAUUAAGAGUUAUGCGUAGUGAAUUCUUUCUGUGUAGACUUUACACUCAUGAAAGAUAGAAGAAGAAGACUUGCAUGUUGUUUAUUGUUAAAUGAGUUUUUAAACGUCAAGUGCUAAAUUUUCUUAAGAAAAAUGAAUGAAUAGCCUAAAUUGUAAUGUAUAAUUAGCCUAAUUUUCUCUAAAGAAUACCUCUUUUUGACAGAUUAGCUUCAAUUUAUUUAGAUAUCAGGAAUUCAUGUUCGCGCUGCCGCCAGAUAAAGUUUACUUGCAAGGGCAAGGUAUUACCAACAUUGAAUCACUUCAACUGAGGAUUGCUGUUCAAGCCGAAAAUGGAGGGCAAAUGGUAGCAAUGUCCACAGUGGGAUAUGAAGAGCUAAAAAUUACGGUACGUUACUAAUGAUACUCCCUUAUAUCCAAUUGGAAUUCGAAUAGCGGAAUAGGGAUUUCUUUUGGAAAAUGGUCCACAUUGAAUUGGAACCGAUUGGAAUCCCAAUUGGAAGCUAUUGGAAUUAACUGAACGUCGGGAAAAAAAUCAGUUCAAGUGUUAUCGUGCUGACAGGCUAAUAUUUCUUUAGAAAAUGAAUAAUAUUUAUCAAUCAUAUAAAGUCUAUAAAGAAUAUGCCUACUAAAAUCGAGUUUUCUCUUUUGUUUUAAAGCAAAGUGUUGUUGACUCGGAGCAGGAAUCUCCUAAGAAACAUCCAAUGUUAUCUCUCGUUUCGGACAAAGAAACAAUGUUUAAUUCAGUCAUUGGUCAUGUUCCUGUUAUUUGUUACCAGGUAUAGAUAAAGCAAUUUCUGUUGUAUAUAACUGAUUAAUACCUAAACUUGUUACACUUUCAAUAGUAUACAAUAUGGACCAUACUGAUAGGACUCAGUUAUGAACCGGUUUUUUUUGUGAAACAAUUCUUUUAAUUUUUUAAUUUUAUGUGCGUAAAGACAAAGAAAGAAAGGUAAGCUUUCAAAAGCAAGUACCGAGUCUGGACAUUAAAGUCAGAAUGUAUCGUAUAGCAGCUACCGAGACGAAACAGGCUGGAUCUCAAGAGUUGUUCAAAGAAAAUUGCAUUUUCCCUUAAUAUAAAAUGAUCUGUGGUCUACACUGUCAUAAGUUAUGAAUCCGUAUGGAUCUUCAUUGACUGAAUUGCCAAUUGGUAUUGUCAUUCCACUAUAAAACUGAAUUGUUCUUUUUAUGUAGAUUGUGUUUACUUAAUAAAUCAACACAGACUUUGUCAUUCCAAGAGUAAGUAUAUAUGAGGCAAUCAGCAUAGAUAUUUACACUGAAAAAAAUAACUGACUUGAAAAGUAAUGUACAAUAUUCAAACUUUCUUAUUGAUCGCAAACUAUUUAGCUCUAUUAAUCAAUGAAAAUGUUUCAAUAUAAGAAACUUUAAUUAAUUUGUUUCUUUGAUAGUUUUGUUUUGUAAACAACUCUUUUGAUUUUUGGUUGCAGGUUAGUUGAUGAAGUAUUGGCGGCUAAGAAGUAAGAAUAUUUUGUUAUAAUAAUCACAUGUUUGUUAUCACUACAUUUAAAGCACGUUGUCAUGCAUAGGUGUAGUGGAUGAGGCGAAGCCGAAGAGCCAGUGAUAUGAGUUCUCCUUGUCAAUAUUAUGUUUUAAUUUUAUGGGAGGGGCCCAGGGGUGGCCCUAUAAGGAAAGAGGAAAUUCCUUACAUAUUGUUCGUCGAGGUUUGGUCUAAAAUCUUCGUUGAUAUUAUGCCUUGCAGUGACUUUGCAAUGUCAGAAAUAGAUUAAAGAUAACGUAGGUCAGUGUAGAGCAGAUUAUAAAUGAUCAGUAUAUCCAGUUCGAGACUUAUUUCAGCUAAAAUCAAAUAAUUAAUGCCUAGCGUCUACAGCACUCUGGUCGUCCAGUGCGAACCCAGACGUCUUUUCCCGCCAGACGUCUUUUCCCGCCAGACGUCUUUUCCCAUGCUCAUUCGUGGGAAUUGUUAAAUUCUUAAUAAAGAUUAGCCAGAGUGAUAAUUCCAUGGCCCCUACUUAGUUAUCAUCAUGGUGGAUUUUUUACAAAAAAUAAGUUACCUACCAAAUGGUCUGGUUGCACGACUUAACUCAAUGGCUCUGCAAUGGUCUGGGUCAGAGCCGUGCACAGGAGUCGUAAGGACCGCACUUAAAUAUACUUUAUUUUUCUCCCUGGAAAAUAUUUUUAAUACAAGCUAGCCAUGGUUAUAACUCCACCACUUUGCCGAGUUAUUCCAUGUUGGGUUUUUACCAAAAAAGUAAUAAGUUACCCACUAAUUACCCACCUAGCUUUCAAUUGAUAAAUCCACUGACCUCUUUAGCUUUGUGCAUGGUUAGUGUCCUGCAGAGGAAUCGUUUAUGGGAAAAAAUAGUUUAAUACAAAUUUAGGCGUAGUGAUAUCUCCACCACUUCACAGUUUUCAUCAUGGUGGGUUUUUAUGAAAUAAAAGGUUGUCCAAUUGUCAGACACAAGCUUGGGUCCCUAUACUGUGCCACAGUGACUGUGCCUAGGAUCGAAAGAAAGAUCCCUGGCCCCUGUGCUACUGUCAGGGCCGUCCCGAGGAAAUUUUUCAGGCGGGUAUAAGGUCUGACGAACGAGCUUGUACCGACCACCUGCUAGCCAUGGAAGCUUGUGGAAUUUCCGAUGGAGGUCAACUACGGAGCCAUUCUUAGAUUAAGGGGGCUACAGCGAACGUCGAAUGCGUGAGUUUGUCCGGGGGGUCCGGGGGAAUGCUGCCCCUGGAAAUUUUGAAAUCUGAGACCUCCCAGAGCCCCGGAAAUGCAAUCAAAUUUACUAGUUGCUGUUAAAAAGUUUCUUAAUAGACGACUUCUAGGCCCCAGUUACACGAUACCGGAUUCGCAUCGGAGCGACAUCAAAUUUUACUCGAAGUGAAUUUGGCACUUAAAAUUCUGAUCAUAUAACAUAAUUAAACAAAAACUUCAUAUAUGAAAAGUUGUAAUAGCAGACAAGACUGGAAAACACCUUAAACUGAUGUCGCUCCGAUACCAAUCCGGUAUCGUGUAACUGGGGCCUUAAUCUAACAUUACCCGUCAUUUGUACCAACCAGAAAUAGAUUGUAUACUUAUACUAAUAAGUUUUAGUAUAAUUACAUAGGUGAUUAUUGAAAAUUCUCCACGCUGAUUGGUUGCCGUUGAGGUGAUUAUUACGCGAUAAUCACCUAAGCGAUUUUCAAAAUGGCGGCCGAAGCCUUUUUGUCAAUUAAAUGGCGAAGAAAUCUGUAUUUUCUUAUUUUUUCCCAAAUAAUCACCUAUGAAAUUAUACUAAAACAAUUAUUCACCUCAGGCUCGGUGAUUAUCGUGAAUAAAAACCUCGACUUCGUCUCGGUUUUUAUUCACCGAUAAUCACCUCGCCUUCGGCGAAUAAUUGUUAAAUAAAUAUAUUGUUAACUGAUCUGAAAGAUUUCAGUAUUCUUAGUUUAUAAAAAUUACAUAUGUAUGAGGAAUUGUUGCCCCCCCCCCUGCUCCGCGGUCCCUGAAGUUACGCCCGUUGUGCUCUAAAUAAAGCCUGUUCUAAAUCGUCAUGUUUGAUAAUUGAGUUUUUGGCGGCAAUAUAUUGUGUUCGGCGGUACUAUACCUAUCAAAUAUGCUAUACAUAUACUUUGUAUCGCUGUGUCGUUUAACUGUCAAUCUGGGCUUGUUUUGCUAACCGAUUAUAAUGAUUAUCCUGCUGAGUAAAUUUCGAGUAACCAAAAUUUCCGUUUCUUAUAUAACAGGUGAAAUCGGUAGUAGUUUUAUUCGUCAAAAAUAUUUUUGUCUACCGACUGAAAUAGCAGUCCUGCCGGCUGAAGCUUGGAAUAGAAUUUCUGGGGGGUGUCACACCCCCCGUAGCUCCGGCCCUGGUUACUGUAAUAGUGUAAUGCCUGUAGAAAACCAAAAUUCACGGGGACCAUGGCCCAAUGCCAAUGGUCCAUUAACAUGAAAUCAGGAAAUUUGGCUGUAAUCUUUGUAAUCUUUUAAUCAUUGAAACUCUCUAUAACAAACUGGAAACACGAACAGAACGUUUGCAAGAUGGCGGAUAAUAAAUAGUUUACAGAAAAAUCUUUGCAAACUAUGGGCUCUAAAAUAUCAAAACGAAGUAGUCAAGAACCAAACAAUGACUUAUCGGCAAGGGUCCAUAUUCCAUUCCAGUUUUUGGAUACAAGUAAAAUGCAAUCUUCAUGUGCGCCGAAUAUGAUAAAAAUUUUCUUAAAGCCACAGCGAGCCGAGCCAAGGCCUGGUUACGGUCAAAGAUCAUCCUUGGCUUUUCUGAGGGAUGAAAACUAUCUUCUCUUUGGUUCAGUUUAUUUUGCAGCUUUCAAUGACUUGGCAAGACGAUUGUUCGAAGAACCACCUGGUGGUCGUACAGGUCCAGAGGGUGAUAAUUUAUGUCUAAUAGACCUCCAUUCUGGUGAAAUGCACGAAGUUCUCAGCAGCUCAGUUCGUGAUAUAUCUGUAUCCAGUAACAAGGAAUAUGCUGCAAUUUUAAUCUAUACUGGCUACAGUCAUUUACAACUCUGGCGAUGUGUAAAUAAAACUUUACAUUGGUGUCCUCAGACAUGUGAGAAAUUAGAUUUUGUUGAUGAAACUAUUCAACGAUGUACUAUAUCUCAUGCCACAUGUUGUUCCAUUUCUCCAAAUGGAAAAUGGCUAGUACUAGCGGUCUGUUCAAACUUUUUUACAAUAGGAACUAAAAAUCAUUUGGAGAUCUACACACUAAACAAGAACAAGCUUGAUAAGAAACAGAUGGCUGCCAUCUAUAAAACAUUUCCUAAUUCUAUGUUCAGUUUAGAAAUGCUUAUUAUAAGUCUUGAAUUUUCCUCUGACAAUGAAAUCCUUGCUGCAGGGACCUUUGCAAAAUGGAAAUCUAGCGGAGUGUAUUUGAUAUCAACCAAAACAUGGAAAAUUAUUCUAAAUGUUACAGAGGAGAUGAAACCCUUUGCCAGCCUCAUCUGGGGUGUUUUUAGUCCAUUGUUUACACAUCAACUUAUAAGCUUGACAAAAUGGGGUUGUUUGCAAAAAUGGGAUACUUCUCCACUUUAUGAUGACCUAACCCAACGGAUUAAAUCAAUUGAUUCCAUUGACAAGAUGUAUGUCACACAUGACAUUCCUAAUGGCCCAGAAGUCACUUCGUGCCCGAGAUUUUCAUCUGAUGGAAAUCUGUUUGCUGUUCCAUUAUCAGAUGGAGAUAUCAUUAUUCUAGAUACAAAUCUGUUUCAAAUAUUAUGGACUAUACUUUGCCCAAAUUUUCAAUCUGAACUUGAUUUGUCAAACACACCACAACAUUUGGCAGCAACAAGUGUGUGUUUCUCAAAGUCUUGUGAAUAUCUAGCUGUUGGAUAUUCUGAGGAUGUUGUCUCAGUAUGGUUGUUGCCCAGAAUGCAUUUCACAUUGAAACAUUAUUGCAGAAUCAAGAUUAUUAGUAUGUGUCCUCCAAAGUUAGUACACAAACUACCCAUUCCAGAAGCUCUUAAACAGUACCUACUUUAUCAAUUAUAGAUAAUUUACUAUUUAAACCAUAAUAGCAAAUUUCUACAAAUUAUAAUAAUAAUAAUCUUUAAUACCUAUUUUAAGUUAAAAAGUACAAUAGGUUUACAAAUAUGAUUAGAACUAUGAUAAAAUUACAAUGUAUAUACAAUUUUAUUUAUAGUAAAUAAUAAAUAUAUAUGCUAUUUUAUAAUAUUAAAAUCUAUCUAUUAUUCAGGGAAAUAGCCCUGGGUAUAAAAGAGUGUUUAUGUUUCUCUGUACCAGACCUUACAGAUGGUGAUCUCAUAAUACAUUGAGUAUUACUUGCAAGUGCAAUGUGUUAUGGGAUCUCCAGGGGGCAAUUGGCUGCAAAAAAAACAAGGGGGUCUGUAAACCGGCAACUCAUCCAUUCGUCCAGUCAUAACAUUUGGAACAAUAUAAAUGUGAGCUCCAAGUACAGUGUACUUUGUAAUGGAGACCUCGUGUUUCCAAACAUUUUUUCAUAGUAAACCAAAUCUUUCUUUUUUCAGAAUGAGUGUUUAUUGCUAGGGCUCCCAUGUCACAUGUGUUGCUUGCUUGCAACAGUCCGCUUUCAUGUGAUUCAAUAACUGACACAACUUUAUAUGUAAGGAAGAGAACAUAUUUGUAAAGAUUCAUAGUUAGCAUUAGAUUAAGUUUUCACGUAUAUAUACAUAAUAUAAUAAUAUAUAAUAAUCCUUUCAUUAUGAACGAUAAUAAGCCUUUCAUUAUGAACGAAACACUGACUGUAUAUAUAUAUAUAUAUAUAUAUAUAUAUAUAUAUAUAUAUAUAUAUAUAUAUAUAUAUAUAUAUAUAUAUAUAUAUAUAUAUAUAUAUAUAUAUAUAUAUAUAUAUAUAUAUAUAUAUAUAUAUAUAUAUAAUUUGUUCAUAAUGAAAGGCUUAUUAUAUAUAUAGAAAUGUGGAUUUUUGAAAUGCUAAAAGAUUGAUGAAUUGUAACUGGUUCACCAGAGUUCAUUAUUCUUAAUGUGCCACAAGCAAGGUUCUAAAUAUAUCUCUGCUUCUGCGACAGCAAACCAAUUUCCUUAAGUUUUAGUCUAUUGAGAUUUCGUCAAUUUUAUAGCUAAAGAUCAUUCUUGCAACUUUAUUCUGCAUUUUGUAGCCCGGCGCACACUAGGGCUAUGUACUUAGCAAAAUUUCACUCGUGACUACUUGCGUAAGCAAAUAUUCCCCUAGUGUGUGGUGACGUUUCCAGAGUUUUUGUUCACGUGUACCAUGGGAACCUGCUCUGCGACUUUCUUUCAAUUUCACAGUGGGACUGGGAUUUGAUUUAAAAAAAGGGCUCGGAAAUGGGAUUUAGAGAAAAUUUGGGCUGGGAAAUGGGAUCUAGACCCCCUUCAUGCAGGACCCUCUAUAAUAUAUAUAUUUAAUAUAAACUAAAGAUGAAUAAAGGUCAAUAAAACCGGACGCUUAUAUAUUUAAAAGACCGCGCCAUGCAAUGAACUGUAUCGAUUUAAUGGCGUUCUCCGAGAACUUAUAACUUCUCAACUUUAACACUAUAACGCGUGAUAUAAAACGGUGUAUCUUAACCUGCGAACACGACCUGCUGCUGCCCACAACACAGUGACUGUUCGCCGUUUAGUGUAUCUAAACAGUAGUAACGAUGAGGGAGAGGGGACCUAGUCCUAGGUCAUCGUGGGUAAUAUGUUCUACCAUGAUGCAUUGUGCACAAGCAAAAUCCCAAUUAUUUUUUAACUAUUAAAUAGUUCAAUAUCUACCGUCAUCUAGUGUCAUCUACCGCCAUCCAUCAUUUACCAUAAAUAGUCUUCAAUAGAUAUCACCUGAUUUAACAUCAUUAGGACUAUCGAUUGUUUAUACAAUCCUCACAAUUCAAUUGAGAAAUCACGUGCACACGACCGUAUGCCAUACUUAAACGGUUUUUUUUUAAGAUUAUGUAAUACUAAUACGUGUUUGAAGAAAGGUUGUCUCUUCUAUAUAAUAUUUCUGUUUCAACAUUGAAUUUUUAAAUUUUCCUUUACUUUUAACUAGACUCAUGAAAUGAGCAUUAAAAAAUAUAAUAAUAUAUAAUUUUUUUAUAUAAUGUCAAUCCCAGUAAAUAUGCUGGUGUACAUCAUUGUUAUGUGCUUGGUAUAUAGGAGGUCUAUGUACUGUUUAAUAAACGAGCAGGAGUGUUUUAUUAUGUUUAAAGACACGAGCGCGCAGCGCGAGUGGCUUUAGACAUAAUAAAACACGACCUGCGAGUUUAUUAAACGGCUUCAAACACGACUACAAAUUCAAUAGAUAUGCUGCCUAUUAGUUUAUAUACUUUAUAUAAAGAAUACUAAUGAGGACAUCACUACAAUAGAUACUGCCUUAUUAGUAUUCUUUAUAUAAAGAAUACUAAUUAGGAGUGUUUUAUCAGGUUUAAAGCCACUGCACGUGACAUAUUAUGGUUGACAUGAUUUGCCAAUAAGCUUAUUAAUUAUUAAUGAGUGUUUGAAAUAGGUUUUAAUGCACUCCUCUAGUCCUCUGUUUGUUUUGUUACGCCAACCGGUGCGUUCUCGCAGAAAUGGGAAAAGCAAGACGGCUAGCCAGCACAUAGAAACUCAUAUUAAUUGCAUGUACCUCACCGCUAUAAUAUAAAUUGCAUAAAAAUAGACCACCUCGCAGUCAGUCUUUGUUUUAUCACUUUGCUCCUGCGAAUCAAGUUUUACUAAAUUAGUUUCUUACUCAAGGUUGCUACAAUUUUUAUGUUCAUUUUAGAAAAGAGGAGGAUGAUCAUAGGAUUAAGGAGGAUAAUGAGGUACUGUCGAGAGAUUAAUGCAUGCAUGGUACAAUUCCAGGAGUGCAAUGAAGAGAAAAUUUCAAACAUGAUUUCAGCUGACAGCGAGACUUUCUCAAACUCAUUCAAAGUAUUAUUAUUUUAAAUCAAUCACAAUGUUAUAUUGUUGUUACACGGAAUGCACCUUAAUUCCUAAUUACACUGUGAACAGUGGUUAAUAUAUAGGAACAAUACUUAUACCAUAUUAAGGAUUUGGGGAAAAAAUUCCAGUAUUUUUUUAGUGAAUAUAAAUUUGCCCAAAUUUCUAUGAUUUUUCGAUCUCUGAGAAACAAUUAGCAUCUUUUCUUCUUCUUUCGUCAUUCUUAUGUUUUGUCUUACAACUUAUAUACUUAAGGUAAUUCCGCAGUAAUUGUUCCCGAAAUGAGAAUGUGCUGAAACUUCCCAGGCAUGGAGUCACCGGACUCGUUAAGAAGAUAUGACAAUCACAAUAUACCACCUUUACCCCAAUAUGGCGCCAUCUUGACGCUCAUUACGAGUAACAGCAAAAUUACAACAGCCCGAUAUUUACUGACGUUUUUAGCGCGGAUUUUGCUUUAGUAAACCUAUCUUGUAAUUAUUUUAAAAAAAUAUUGUGUUUUGAGCAAAAUGAAACUACUAACGUGUACAAUUCUAAUCCACAGAUGUCUUUUCCACAUUUCUUUACAUAUCUUUCUUUGAGAACAUGCAUUGAUAAAGGAUUUUUUUUCAAGAUCCAGAAAUGAUUUUUCUUUUAAUUUCGGAUAUGAAAUGUAAAAUGCAUUAAAGAAAUAAAUUAUCAGUUAAAAAACGGGGGUCACCGAUCUUUUUAGGGAAUUGUGGCAUUAAAACGUGAAAUAGAAGUAAAUAUAUAUACUACAGACACAGGGAACCCUAGCUACACUUUUGUAUGCCUUUUUUGAAAACAUUGAUUUAACGUAAUUCUUUGCACGAAUGUAACCAAAGAUGUUUUGAAGUAACAUAAAAUUGUCAUAAAAUGAUUUUUUUUAAACGGUACGUAUAAUGGAUGAAAUUAUAAGUUAUAAGAUGUGCGCAGUAAAAGUGCGCCAUGCAAAACUGCGGAAUUACCUUAAUAUCAGUAAUAGUACAUUUUGCAUGUCUUUUAAAAUAGGCGACGAAAAUUUACACUGAGGCUGAUUUUGAAGAAAUAAAGCAUAGGCAUAUGGAGGAAAUGGGAUGUCUGAGAAUCGAAUACGAGUAAGUUAGGAGAGUGGUUGACACUUCUGACACAGCUAAAUAGUGAGGUGCAUUUCAUUUCUGCGACCAGGAUUCGAUUCCCGCAAUAUACCAUUUUAUCACUAUCAUUUCACAUCGUUGGCAUGUGGACAUAUUGAUCACCACCACACUCCAGAUUAAACCUACGGUGUUUAGUGGAGUUGAACUUUAGUUUUCGUUGUCACUGUUGUACCUGUAUAAAUUAAUUAAUGCGCUUGGCCAUGUAUAGAAAUUUAAAUAUUUUCUCUAUUAAUUUUGUGUAUAUAUUUCUUCUAGAUUACAUUUACAAGAAAUAGCUCGUGUGUCAAUGAGAGAGUCGCCAGAUGGAUUCUCGACUACUUCAGCUGAACCUAAAUUUAUAAGCGGUAUGCCAACUGUUAUUAUCGUACAAGACGUCAUGUUCCUUAACUGCACAUGCCUAUACUCAUGUUUUCCCAUUUUUCUUAGAUUCUUGCACUCGUAGCGUUUCAAACUCCCCAUGCAGUAAGCACCUACGCUGCUACGUUAUAUAACCCUUAUUGAUGAUGAUAAGUAUAAUGAACAGGAUGCUUACCUAGUUAGCCUUCGCCCCUCUCCUUUUCCCGUGCUCUCUCCCCACCCCACCCCCUAGCGCCGCUACGCAGGCUUUGGUAUAUGAUAUACGCGAGCCGAAGGCGAGUGAUUAUGUACUAUUUAAAGCACGCGUAGGAGUGUUUUAUCACAUAUAAAACACGACGCGUAGCGGAGAGUUUUAUAUGUGAUAAAACACGACUACAAGUGCUUUAAAUGGCUUCAAAAACGACUCAUCUUGUACGAGUUCAUUGGCGAAGUAAUUUUUAAAAUAAACUAUGUCUAAACCGAGAAAAUCAAAGCUAAAGUUUAUGUAAAUUAACAUGAUUUUUUAUCACAUAUUAAACCACGACACGCUUAUGAUUUUUCUUUGUGUUUUGAAUUAUUAAUGAGUUUUUGAAAUAUCUUACACAGCACCGACGCGAAUGAUGUACAAUUAUGAUUCGCCUUAAUAAAAACGUUCGAAUUCUUCAACAAUCCAAAAGACGCGAGUGAUUUUAUGACGGAAAUAUGAACCUAAACUUUAUGUAAAACGGAAUGAUUUUCUGUAGCUAUAUCAUACUGUAUAUAAAAUUCAUUAGUUCUUGAUCCUGACACGGUCAUGAUUAGACUAUAAAUGUAUAAUAGCUCUACAGUCAUAAAAGGUGCGCUAGAAUGCGGAGAGUUUAAAGGGGGGGAGGCGGGCGUGCGGGAGAACUCCCAAAUAAAACCCCAAAUAAUUCUCAAAUACAAAUCCUUUUCAGAGGCAGACGUAGAGCAAGGCUAGGUAAUAAUUUCUUUUGUGUUCCUUUAUGAACUAUUAACGAAAAUAUUACAAUUUAUUCCUUCCAGCUUGUACAUCCCCCAUACCACAAAGUGCACUGUCUUCUGCAGCACCGUGUUCACGCAAGAGCAGUCCAAGACCACGUACAGCUGAGGCGAGGUGAGUGUUGUGGAAACCAAACUAUAUGUUUAUAUUUAUUCAAGAACUUGAUCGAAGCAUGCAAUUAACUACCUGAAAAAUUAUUAUAUUUAAAUAGUUGCAUCGUUCAGCCAAGUUCUUCAUGAUCAAUACUUUUAAACGCUGCCUAAAUAUCCACCACAUUCAAUUUGCUUGGACGUUUUAGACGGUUUUUGGCAGAACAAAGGCAUGCCUUGUAACAAAAUGGUUGAAGGGUUUUUGUAGAUGGAAAGCGGAAGAUUAUAUACAAUUUUAGUAUUUUUAGACCUAUAACCAGGAGCAGCUGCGAAAAAUGCAAAUGUAGGCCCUCUAGUGCCGUAAUGCCCGUUCUAUAUUAGAGGUGUGCAAAUCCGAUCGGAUUCGUUCAGAUUUCGGAACCAAAAUAUUAAUUUCGGAUCGGGUCGGAUUGAUAAAGUUGUUUCGUAGUCGGAUCGGACUUCAAUAUCCGAAAUAAAAUGAAUUAAUUAUCCACGCAUGCAUUAUCGCAAGAAUUAAUUAUCCAUGCAUUUAUCAAAGCAUUAUCGCGGUUGUCGCUGCAUUAUUCGUUUGAUACUUCAAUUGGACGCAGGGGCGUACGAAGCAUCAAAAGAUUAGGGGGCACCGGUUUCCAGGGGCACUUUAGGACAUUGAAAAGGGCACCUAAAAAAUUUUUCCGGAAAUGUUUGCGCGGGGGGGGGCAAGGUUUGCGCGCGGAACGGAAAAAUUUUCCCGUCAUACCAUACCGAGAUUGCACGUUUUUGACAGGCCACAUUUUUAAAAAAAAACUUGGAAAUUUCCAAACAAAAAGGGCAUCUUUGAUAUUAAUUUAGUAUUUACAACGACAUUAGCUUGUACAAAAAGGGCACUUUUCAUCACAAAAAAGGGCACUUUUAGUCCUUUGAAAAAAUUGGGGGCGCGUGCCGCCGUGCUUCCGCUUCCUACGCCCCUGAUUGGACAUCACUUUGUCAGCUUCUUGACAUGUAUUUCUUGCUUUUAUAUUUAUUUGGUUAAAUAUUUCAACUUGAAUGAGAAAUUUAUUUUAUUAAAGAAUUCUUCGGAUCGGAUCGGAUUGGAAUUCUUUAUCAAAACUCGGAUCGGAUUCGGAUUAGACAAUUCCGGAUCGGAUUUUAAACAUUAGGCAAUUGUCGGAUUAUAAACGUCCAAUCCUAUCCGAUGCACACCUCUAUUCUAUAUGUAUGACCCGUUUCAUAUAAGCUUGGAAAUGCCAGGAUUUCACCUACCUCAUGCAGGAUCUCGGCAGGCAAGCCGCGGGACCACGCCACUAACUAGCCAGUCCAGUAUAUGAUGUUGGUUAAAGAAUUUUACUGCCUGCAUAAUAUAGAAACAACUACGUCUCAAGCGAAGGCCCCUUUGUGUAGUUUAGUAUGCUACUUUUGAUUAUAAGAAAUAUUUUAACUGUUCGUACUAUGUCUUUAAGAACGUCGUCAAAGAGAACGAAGAAAAUUAGAACUGGUCAAGUUCUACCAGAAUGGGGCAAGGAUCUUCCAGAAAAUGUAAGGAUUCUACAUACUGCCCAAGUCAUGCAUGUGUUUGCCUGCAGGGUGGUCGCCUUGAUAACUUCCUGCAAGCACGUUAUUCUGUCAUGAACUUUGUCUGCAUGGAUCCAUUAUUUUACUAUCGUUCCGAAAAACAGUCCAUGCAUCGCUUUCUCGGGCGUUCCUUGCUCUCUACUGCCCAUCUCACAAAGUCGUUUUCCUUCAUUCACUUCAGUUGUCCAUUGGUUGUCAGUCUCCUUUCUCAUAUUUUCUCUCUCAGCUCCACCACAUUCAAUUCCUUUCUUAUUCUCUCUCGUCGUCUUACUCCUUCAAUAGCUUGCAGACAUCUGAUCUCUCUCUCUCUCUCUCUCUCUCUCUCUCUCUACUUGUUUUACUAUAUUAAAAGAUCACUAUACAUGUUGUUGUACUAUCGUACCUGCAGAUUUGUCGUGAAAUAACGAUAAUGAUUUUUUGUCGUUUUUUACAGUUUUUUGAUCGACUAGAACAGUUUUCUAGAGCGAGUGCAAAAUAUCAUCAAGAUUUGAGCGAAAAGACAAAGAAAGCGGUUCGUUCUUAUUUAAUUUUCUCAACCGUCAUAACUCUAGUAUAGUUAAGUAUUAGAGUGUUGGAAUAAUAGAGUAUAAGAUUAUCACAUCAUUGUUCAUUGACUAUGUAGGUUCAGGAAAAUUAUGAACUUCAAAUGGCAACACAGAACCGACUGAGUGCAGAAGGAGAUGAAUUAGACCUAAAUGGUGAGAGAAUCUUACUCCAUGCAUCGAAAGAAUUUGGGUGAAACGUAAUUUUCGGGAGCGCGGGUCGCAGAUUAGCGCGCUGCCCGUCGCCGCUGAAUUAAAUCUCCUGUAUAGAUCGAGGUUUAAUUAGCGAUUUACCUGGGUUAGGUAACUUCUUUGUAACUUCCUUUCAGUAGAGUUUGAUUAGUUCUCUCCUGUACUUUGAGUAGUUUGUCCGUGUCCUCCCGUUUCCUUCCUCGGGCACCAAAAACGUAACCUUAAGCCAUAGUUGUUGAGCACAUUAUGGGUAAAUUGGCCAACGCACCCUAUAGCAUCGACCCACUGUAAUUGGCUCAAUACUGCUGCGGUGUUCCAGCCAAGUUUUUGAGCGGUCUUUUCAGUUAUUUUUGUUAUUAUGUAUUAGCUAAUUAGUAUGUGUAUUCUUGGCGAAGCUAUUAAAAAUUAAAUAAAUAAACUACACACGCAAAAAUAUCACAUUUUGUAGCAAGCCUGCCACCAACAGGCCGUCAACAAGUUGUGCUCGCACUGCUUGUCCCAAGUUGUCAACAAGUUUGGAACAAGCUGUUAACAACUUGUAACAACCUUGUUGAUAUUAUCAGACUUGUUGCAAGGUUGUUCUGAAAAGUCCGAUACAGUCAUGAUAGAACGAUAUUCUCGACAGCUUGUGAACAGACUUGUGACAACUUGUUUGCAGACCUGUAAAACUUGUGCAUGCGUUUUUACGUGUGUAGAGAGCACUCACGUAGAGACUGUUACCUCUGCCAGCAAAUUAAGUUACGUAAUACGUAUUUAUAUGCAUGAUUCAGUUCACUCUCCUCGGCAAGGCGGGACAAACUUCUGCUAAUUUCGCACACAAUUUGUAUCCAAAUUUAACCACAAUUUAGUCAAUUUGUCUUAAGUUCAGUAGUCUCACAAAUGUUCGUGAUAUUUUUUUAAUUUAUUGUGCUGGCAGACAAACACAAACACAAACACAAACACAAACACAAACACAAACACAAACACAAACACAAACACAAACUGUCACAUACAAACGCGGUUGAAAACACAACCUCCUGGCGAAGGCAUUAAAUCAUUAUUAUCAUCACCCGCAGUUAAUACUGUAAAUUUCUUAUCUACGCGUUCUUCCAUUUAGAUGUUUGUUUGCCUGCUUUAUUCAUGCCGUCCAGAAUGGGAACUGUAUAUUCACCAAAAGCAAGUCUCUAUUUUCAUCCAUCAGGUAAAUUGUGGUAUCUCAAAUAAUGCUUCACUAGUUUACCGUGACCAGAAUGAGUGUACUGUGUGUUAGUGGCGGGGAUGUACCUUCCACCUUUGCCACUGGCUUCCAUUCUUGCAAUAGGCAGUUCUCUAAAUUUUGUUUCGAUUACGUUGGAAGAGUGAUUUUUGUCUGCCACUUUUAUCUGAAAAUAUAUAAUUUAUUUAGGAGUUGCAAGAGGUCGUUUUACGCAAGCUCCAUCAGUUUUUAAACUGCCAUCUUCUGUUGAAAGAAAUGUAUCCUUUUUUGGUUGCAGUUGUUAAUUAUGUUCAAAUUGACUCUCGUAUAGGAGUGCUUACGGAACGCAGUUUGCAGUCCAUCCAAACAUCAGGUAUAUACGCAGUGCAAUGUGGGAUACAGGGGUUAAAAUAUUCAUUGUUUGACAGUGACGUGCGCAUGACGUGACGUAAGGACUUCUAAGGUCAAUUCAUGUGUGAUGAAUACUGACCACUUUUCGCUUUUCUUUCUUCUGUAUUUUUACCGUAGAAAUAAUUGCUGCCGCAGCGAGCGAGCCUGAAGCGAGCGAGCAAGGCAGCAGAUCCUAAUUUUGUUUUGUGGGUCGAAAUCAAAAUUUUCCAUUUGGCGCAUUGCAUGACGGUACCAGUGAAUUUUAACCGUGGUGCAGCGCGGUCCGGCAUAAGGCAAACAGACAAUGUGAUCAUCUUUCAUCUUUGAUCUUCUUUUAUGGAAAGCCAUAGCUGGUUUCCGCCACGAGCGUCUGUGACGCAGGCUAUAGCUGGUUUAAAGUGAUCAAACGGCAUUUUGUUGGGUGCUUUUAGCAUUAUACGGUGCAUGGUGCUUUCGGCAUCAUACACGGUGCUUUCGCCACUAUACGCGGUGGUUCCCGCAUUAUACGCGGUGGUUCCAGCAUUAUACGCGGUGCUUUCACCAUUUAUAUACGCGUUGCUUUUGCAAUUAAUAUACGCAGUGGUUCGAGCACUAUAUGCGGUGCUUUUAACAUACGCGAUGCUAGCUUUCAUUCAACAUUAUUUCCAUAUUCUUUCCAUGACAUGUCUAUGAUUUAACGAUUGCUUAAAUUUGGUAUGUGGUUGACAAAUGCUUUUUGCCUAUGGUCCGCAAAGACAAUGACAUGCUUUUCUGUGUAUAUAAAUGAAUAUAACGCAGCGAAUGCGCCAAGCAGUAUAAACGCGGCUGAAAUACGAUAUUUAAUAAAAUCUUGAAUGUGCCGUAUGAUUUAAUUAUGUUUUAGGAUUUACAAAUGCUUUGUCAUUUGUAUUUAUACUUGUACUGCAUCACAAGGCAGUACGUAAGUGAACAAAUUCCACAUGUGAGAUUGUCUUGUAUAUAUUUUUGCUUUCUUUGAUAAACAUUAUUAAACACGCAAACUUUAAUUAGUGAGACGCAAUGUUAAAUGUCACUUGCAUGUCAUUGUCAUUGACCUUUAACGCCUGGUCUAAUUGGCCGCUUUUGAAAAUGUUGCCAUGACGAACCGCACUGCCUUAAUUAUGCAAACUUUGUAUUUUAAAAACGGAUAGGAUAAAACGCGGAUACGGAUGGACGGAUGAAUGACGGACGGACUGGACGGAUGACAUAUAUAUGUCAUUAUAUAGUCUGCGCGCAGCCGCGCAGGGUAGUUAGUGGCUUACUUCUUCGCUGGUUGUUAUACUUUAAAAUAAUUUUGUAUAUACCGAGAAAUCAAUAUUCCGAGUAUAUAAAUAUAUAAACUGGGAUGUUACACUGAUAGCUUGUUUACAUUUCCUGGAGCAUCAAAUCUUAUGUUUAACCACGGUGGUUUAACCCAUUAGCUGGCAAUGCGCCCUUCCCUUGUCCAGCGCCAGAAGAUUGUACUCGUCAGUGGUAUAGGGUACUGCCAGUAAAUGGGUUAACAAACCUAUCUGCCAGUGUCUCUUGUUAAUCCAUCAGCAUAGUAAUGACCCCUACUUUAGUAUUUACCCUGUCCAACGCCAGACGAUUUUUAAUACUCAGUCAGUGGUAGGGUACUGUCAAUAAAUGGGUUAACCUGCAAGGAUAACAAUAGGAUGUUUCUGAAGGACUCGUUCAACACCCUGUAGUUUGUCUUUUGCUGUCGAAGGCAGCAUUACUGCCCUGUGGGUAACCUAGUAUCUAUUAUUAAAGUCAUGUUUGUGUGGUGUUCACUAAAGUACUACCACGCAUCAGCUUUAGGGAAGGCGGUCCAGGCACAUCUGAUAGAGAGGUUGCAGAUUUUUCAUGAGGGUAUAACCUACCGACACUCCACUUUUCUACCGGAAAAAAAUGUCGCUGCGAAAUUUUUCACUAACCAAUCACAUUCCAAAAUUUAUUUUUGACUUAACAAGUACUAAAUGUGCAACUUCAAUCAAUCAUAAACACUUUAAUGAAAAUGAUGAAAAUUAGAUUAUUCGCAUCACAUUGAUAUGUUUAUACCUUAACCGUUUCACUCAGGCUUCGUCUGUUAUGAACCUAUUUGAUAUCAGUCAACAUUUUAUAACCAAUGGCCCCACCUGGCUCUCGCAGGAUACACGUCCGCAAUCAGCUCGUACCACAGGACUAAGAAAGGAUAAAGUUUUGUCUCUUAAUGGGCAGGAAAGAAAGGAAACUGGAAUGAAAAUGAAAUCAGAAUAGGAGACGGAUUUAUUCAGGGGCGUAGCCACAGGAGGGAAUGGGGGUCCGGAUCCCCCACUUUUCUUCAGGACUAAUUUUGUAAUUCUUCCAAAACUAGGGGGCGUAACCUCGUAAUGCGAAUCUCUGACAUAAAAUACAGCUAUUUCGAUUAAGGUUGUCCCCCGAGCAAAGCAGAAAAGUCGAAUACGAGCGCGAAAGGCUGCUGCGGAAUCGCUAAUAAAUCCAUUCAUUUAUUAGCGAUUCCCAGCAGCCUUUCGCGCUCGUAUUCGACUUUUCCGCCUUGCUCGGGGACAACCUUAAUUGAAGUAGCUGUAUACCAAAUCUGUGGCUUUCAGAUUAUCAUAAAACGAGUCUAAAAUGCAUGAAAUAGCGUAAAAUAGAAAAAUUUUCCCGAGAUUAUGCCCGCGCUGACAGCCGAAUCCCCUACCAACGACUGGACCCCCUCCCACUCGUUUGGGGCUGGCUACACCCCUGACUGUAUUUAUUUAUUGUGUAGUGAAAUACACUGUAGUUAGCUAUAGUCUAUUAUGGUAAUUAUUUUUCUUGUGGUAUAAUGUUGAAUUUUGUAUGUAUUUAUUAGAAAUUUAGGUAGUGAUGUCAAAUGAGAAAAAUUGUUGUAAUGAAACAAUGUAAUGGGAUGAAAUCAGAGCCGCAGAUGGAUUUAGUUAUACACAAUUAGUUAAUAGUAACUACUCUUUUGUUACAAGUAAUGUUUAUAAUAUCGGAUAUACAAACUCGGGCCGAAUAAAUGCUUGUAAAACGUCUUGAUGAGAACAUCCGUAUGCUUCAACAAUUUAAAAUAAAUUAAUGAUAUUUGC